AUGAAAGUGAAACGAGUCAAGCGUGCAGCGAAAAUUUUGAACUUCUUCAAGUACAACUAUAAGCUUUUUCCGCCACUGAGAAUUUUGGUCGAUGGAACUUUUUGCCUUGCAGCUCUGAAAGAUAAAAUCAAUCUUCGUGAGCAGAUGUCAAAAUAUGUUGGCGCCGAUUGUCAGAUAUUAACGACGAAAUGCGUUCUAAAAGAGUUGGAACUGAUUGGCGAGGCCGUAUAUGGUGCCCAAGUCAUCUGUAAACAAUUUGCGCUAGCUGGUUGUCCACACACUCCUUGUCGUUCAGCUGCUGAAUGUUUGGCACAUUUGGCUAGGAAAAUGAAUAGACGUGGUGAAAAGUUCAUUUUUGGAACACAGGAUGAUGCUCUACGGGAAAAGUUGCGUGGUUAUCCGGGUGUACCUCAUAUGUUUAUUAAAUUUAAUACUAUUCUUCUGGAUGAUGUGUCUGAAGCAAGUAAGAGUGCUGUUUUGCCGGAGAAUGCAGAGAUAAACGAAGUACGAGAGUUAAAAACUUCAUUGUUUGAUAAGAAUAAGAUCAUGAAAAAGCCGAAAGGGCCAAAGGGUAUAAAUCCUUUGAGUUGCAAGAAGAAGAAAACUACAAAGUUGACUGCACAAAGAAAUCAACAAUCUGUAAACGGCGAAAAGAAAAAGCGAAGGCGCAAAAAAGCCAGUGCUAAGGAAGUGCCUAGC
Mesorhabditis belari is the source of this 699-nucleotide messenger RNA. Lineage: Eukaryota; Metazoa; Nematoda; Chromadorea; Rhabditida; Rhabditidae. The record is from the annotation of a GenBank genome assembly.